AUGACAGGACCCAGUGAUUACUCUCCCUGUGACCCGUACGCAAACCCACCGCCAUCAGAUUUGCAUCAGCAUUGCAUUAUGGGCAUUAUUCAUGGCCGGAGGGACCGGGACGAGAGGGACCGGGACGAGAGGGACCGGGACGAGAGGGACCGGGACGAGAGGGACCGAGACGAGUGGGACCGGGACGAGUGGGACCGGGACGAGUGGGACCAAGACGAGUGUGGCCGGGACGAGAGGGACCGAGACGAGAGGGACCGAGACGAGAGGGACCGAGACGAGAGGGACCGAGACGAGUGGGACCGGGACGAGUGGGACCGAGACGAGAGGGACCGAGACGAGAGGGACCGAGACGAGAGGGACCGAGACGAGUGGGACCGGGACGAGUGGGACCGGGACGAGUGGGACCGGGACGAGUGGGACCGGGACGAGUGUGGCCGGCACGAGUGGGACCGGGACGAGUGGGACCGAGACGAGAGGGACCGAGAGGAGUGGGGCCGGGACGAGAGGGACCGAGACGAGAGGGACAGAGACGAGAGGGACCGAGACGAGUGGGACCGAGACGAGAGGGACCGAGACGAGAGGGACCGAGACGAGUGGGGCCGGGACGAGAGGGACCGAGACGAGAGGGACAGAGACGAGAGGGACCGAGACGAGAGGGACCGAGACGAGAGGGACCGAGACGAGAGGGACCAAGAGGAGUGGGGCCGGGACGAGUGGGACCGGGAAGAGUGGGACCGGGACGAGAGGGACCGAGACGAGAGGGAACGGGACGAGAGGGACCGAGACGAGUGGGACCGAGACGAGUGGGACCGGGACGAGUGGGACCGAGACGAGUGGGACCGGGACGAGUGGGACCGAGACGAGUGGGACCGAGACGAGUGGGACCGGGACGAGUGGGACCGAGACGAGUGGGACCGAGACGAGUGGGACCGGGACGAGUGGGACCGAGACGAGUGGGACCGGGACGAUGGGACCGAGACGAGUGGGACCGGGACGAGUGGGACCGGGACGAGUGGGACCGAGACGAGUGGGACCGGGACGAGUGGGACCGGGACGAGUGGGACCAAGACGAGUGUGGCCGGGACGAGAGGGACCGAGACGAGAGGGACCGAGACGAGAGGGACCGAGACGAGAGGGACCGAGACGAGUGGGACCGGGACGAGUGGGACCGGGACGAGUGGGACCGGGACGAGUGGGACCGGGGACGAGUGUGGCCGGCACGAGUGGGACCGGGACGAGUGGGACCGAGAUGAGUGGGACCGAGACGAGUGGGACCGAGACGAGUGGGACCGAGACGAGUGGGACCGAGACGAGUGGGACCGAGACGAGUGGGACCGGGACGAGUGGGACCGAGACGAGUGGGACCGAGACGAGAGGGACCGAGACGAGUGGGACCGAGACGAGUGGGGCCGAGACGAGUGGGACCGAGACGAGUGGGGCCGAGACGAGUGGGACCGAGACGAGUGGGACCGAGACGAGUGGGACCGGGACGAGUGGGACCGGGACGAGAGGGACCGAGACGAACGAGAGGGACCGAGACGAGAGGGACCGAGACGAGUGGGACCGGGACGAGUGGGACCGGGACGAGUGGGACCGGGACGAGUGGGACCGGGACGAGUGGGACCGGGACGAGUGGGACCGGGACGAGUGGGGCCGGCACGAGUGGGACCGGGACGAGUGGGACCGGGACGAGUGGGACCGGACGAGUGGGACCGAGACGAGUGGGACCGAGACGAGUGGGGCCGGACGACGUGUGGCCGGGACGAGAGGGACCGAGACGAGAGGGACCGAGACGAGUGGGACCGAGACGAGUGGGACCGAGACGAGUGGGACCGAGACGAGUGUGGCCGGGACGAGAGGGACCGAGACGAGAGGGACCGAGACGAGAGGGACCGAGACGAGUGGGACCGGGACGAGUGGGACCGGGACGAGUGGGACCGGGACGAGUGGGACCGGGACGAGUGGGACCGAGACGAGUGGGACCGAGACGAGUGGGACCGAGACGAGUGGGACCGAGACGAGUGGGACCGAGACGAGUGUGGCCGGGACGAGAGGGACCGAGACGAGAGGGACCGAGACGAGUGGGACCGAGACGAGUGGGACCGAGACGAGUGGGACCGAGACGAGUGUGGCCGGGACGAGAGGGACCGAGACGAGAGGGGCCGAGACGAGAGGGACCGAGACGAGUGGGACCGGGACGAGUGGGACCGGGACGAGUGGGACCGGGACGAGUGGGACCGGGACGAGUGUGGCCGGCACGAGUGGGACCGGGACGAGUGGGACCGGGACGAGUGGGACCGGGACGAGUGGGACCGAGACGAGUGGGACCGAGACGAGUGGGACCGAGACGAGUGGGACCGAGACGAGUGGGGCCGAGACGAGAGGGACCGAGACGAGUGGGACCGAGACGAGUGGGACCGAGACGAGUGGGACCGAGACGAGUGGGACCGAGACGAGUGGGACCGAGACGUCUCCAAAGCUUUUGUCUCAAAGUUUUUAUGGUCUCGGGCUCAGAUCAAUGCUAAUGCUAUCUCUGGGUGCUCAGAGGAGAGACCGUGA
Messenger RNA from Knipowitschia caucasica, 2559 nucleotides. Lineage: Eukaryota; Metazoa; Chordata; Actinopteri; Gobiiformes; Gobiidae. The record is from the annotation of a GenBank genome assembly.